GAGAGAGGGAGAGAGAGAGAUAGAAAAAGGCGAAGGAAAGGCGCGCGCGCUCCGGUUGGGCGUAGCAUAUGGCCGUGGCUCGAUAGAGAGCGUGCAGGUUUGCGCGGUGGAGAAUGUGAGCGCGCGUGAGCGAGCGAUGGACGCUCGAGAGCGCGUCCCCGCCCUGUACGCGCGUCUGAGAGCGACAGACAGACCGACGGAUCGGCUCUCGUGUUAGACUGACAGACUGACCAAGAGUGACCAGAGUGAUGAUGGAGCGGUGCGUUCCCGCGCUCUCGGUGUGCGUGAGCGCGCUUUCCCUGCUCCUCCUCCUCCUCGCGCUCUGCUCCGACCACUGGUACGAGACGGACACGCGCAGGCACAAGCGGAACUGUGACCGGAAGGGCUCGGACUCCAACGACCAGAAGAACCGCGACAUGCCCAUCUACCACCUGCCGCUGGUGGAGGGGGGCGCGCGUCGCGGGGGGGCGCUCGCGAGGCCCAUCCACGUGGGCAGCCCUGAGGAGGAGCUGCUGGAGAACUGGAGGGCCAUCGCUGGACUGGGCAUCCUGGAGACCGAGUGCGGAAGACCGCUGUUCCCCACGCACUCGGGCCUGUGGAGGAAGUGCUACUUCCGGGGGAGGGACCGCGACAUAGACACGCUCAUUAGCAAAGGUAUUGCAGACCGCUGCACUUCUGUCAAAUACCAUUUCUCUCAGCCCAUCCGGCUCCGGAACAUUCCGCUCAACCUCACCCGGACCAUCCAGCAGGACGAGUGGCACCUCUUACAUCUGCGGCGGAUCACAGCCGGGUUCCUGGGCAUGGCGGCCGCGGUGCUGCUGUGUGGAUCUAUCGUGGCUGCAGUCGGAUUCUUCUGGGAGGAAAGUCUGACCCAACACGUGUCCGGCCUGCUGUUCCUAAUGGCAGGAAUCUUCUGUACGAUCUCUCUGUGCACGUACGCCGCGAGCGUGUCGUACGAUCUCUCCCGGAAUCCUCCCUUCAUUUACGGUCUGCCGGCGGACGUGGAUCACGGAUACGGCUGGUCCAUCUACAGCGCGUGGGUCAGUCUGGGGCUAACCGUGGCGUCCGGCUGCUUCUGCACCACCUACCCUUUCCUGAGCCACGGCAAAGCGCUGCGCUCCAAAACCGCCCGCGAGUCAGCCGUCUGAGAGAGAGAGAGAGAGAGAGAGAGAGAG
This is a messenger RNA of Colossoma macropomum (tambaqui), 1175 nucleotides long. It is a transcript of the gene tmem178, whose product is annotated as transmembrane protein 178. The record is from RefSeq and is a predicted model, not a curated record. The transcript has 4 exons. Gene Ontology annotation, cellular component: endoplasmic reticulum membrane. Bases 249 to 1148 code for a protein of 299 amino acids. Gene Ontology annotation, biological process: regulation of cytosolic calcium ion concentration; negative regulation of osteoclast differentiation. NCBI's taxonomy places the organism in Eukaryota, Metazoa, Chordata, Actinopteri, Characiformes, Serrasalmidae.